GCACUGGCCGUGAAAGCCGUGCCGGUGUGAUGCAAGUGGGCGAGAGAAGCUGCGGGCGGAGAUGCUCCGGCCCCCGAAUUUGCGAGGUGGCGGCUGGGCUGCCCGGCCUGGCAGCGCCCGCAGCCUCCUCCCUCCCUCGGCAUCUUUCCCUCUGCCCCUCGGCAUCCUUCCCGCUGCCCCUCGGCAUCCUUCCCGCUGACCCCACCAUCCUUCCCGCUGCCCCCGGCCCCGUCCCGCUGGCCGCUGCCGCGCGGUGACCGACGUUGAACGGCCACAACUGUUCCGCGCUCCCCUCCGCUCCGCUCCGCCGGACACGGCGCGGCUCCGCCCCGCACGGGAAGCGAACAAGGGUUGUUCUGGCUGCCCUUUGGAGCUGGGAGUGCUCCUCUCCCGCCGCCAUUGCUUCUUCGUCCUGAGCGUCCUUCCCGGGCAGGGUUGCGGCUCCCGCCGGAGGUGCCGGUGGCCGGCUUUUAGGGAGCGAUGACGACGGUGCGGAAAGAGGCGUUCGGGCGGAUGCCCGCGGAGGAGGGAGGCGGAGAGGUGGAGAAGUUCGUCCUACAGUCGGACAGCGUGAGAGUGGAGAUCCUGUCUUUUGGGUGCAUUAUCACCAGGCUGGAGACAAAAGACAAGGAUGGGCAGUUUUCAGAUAUUGUCCUAGGAUUUGACACUUUAGAAGGUUACACGGUGAAGCACCCGUACUUCGGUACUGUCGUGGGCCGUGUUGCCAACAGGAUUGCAAACGGGAAGUUCAGCGUGGACGGGAAGCAGUAUCAGCUGUUCAUCAACAACGGGCCCAACAGCCUGCACGGAGGAGCCAAGGGGUUUGACAAGGUGCUCUGGAGCGCCGAGGUGCUCCCGAAUGGCGUCCGCUUCUUCCGGCUCAGCCCCGACGGCGAGGAAGGCUACCCUGGUGACCUCAAAGUCUGGGUCACCUACACCCUUAAUGGCAAGGAGCUGGCCAUCAACUACCAGGCCCAGACCAGCAAGACAACCCCCAUCAGCCUGACAAACCACUCCUACUUCAACCUGGCAGGGCAGGGCUCCCGGGAUGUCUAUGACCACGAGAUCUCCAUUGAAGCAGAUUCCUACCUGCCUGUGGAUGACACCCAGAUCCCUACUGGGGAGGUGGCCGCCGUGCAGGGCACUGGAUUUGAUCUCCGGCAGCCUGUGGAGCUGGGCAAGCACUUGCAGAAGUUUCACCUGGGUGGCUUUGACCACAACUUCUGCCUGCACCAGGGGCAGGAUCGACGCCUUGUGGCCAGGGUUUUCCACCCGCCCACCGGCAGGACCAUGGAGGUUCACACCACCCAGCCUGGCAUCCAGUUUUACACUGGGAACUUCCUGGAUGGCUCCUUGAAGGGCAAAGGUGGUGCCACAUACCCCAAGCACUCGGCUUUCUGCCUGGAAACCCAGAACUGGCCUGAUGCUGUUAACAAGCCUCACUUCCCCAAUGCCCUGCUCCAUCCGGGUGAGGAAUACAACCACACCACGUGGCUCGUGUUCAACACUGCUUGAGGAGAAGGGCUGCUGACUCCCAGUGCUAAGAGGGGACUUGCACUUCGUUGAGGGCUUCCUGAUGGUGAACGGCUGAAAGGAAAACAAUCCAUAAUUAACAUUUCAGUAGAAAUGCUUGGGAAUCACAAAUACAGGAAGCAAAAAAACAACAGGAGUAUACCCAGACUCUGGCUCCCUUGAAGCACUUCUUAAAUAAAAUAACCAAUCACUACUGACAAAAA
Zonotrichia leucophrys gambelii is the source of this 1736-nucleotide messenger RNA. RefSeq names its product galactose mutarotase (gene GALM). Gene Ontology annotation, molecular function: carbohydrate binding; aldose 1-epimerase activity. Gene Ontology annotation, biological process: beta-D-galactose catabolic process via UDP-galactose, Leloir pathway; glucose metabolic process. The transcript is spliced from 8 exons. Bases 481 to 1515 code for a protein of 344 amino acids. The record is from RefSeq and is a predicted model, not a curated record. Lineage: Eukaryota; Metazoa; Chordata; Aves; Passeriformes; Passerellidae.